AUGGCGCUUUUUGCCGAAUACCAGAGUCGCCCCUUGCGCACACUGGUAACCCUCUUCGUCGCGUGGAAAGCCUUCCUAUUCACCGUCGCGUUAAGUACCCCUAACAAGAAUGGAUACGACACAUCAACUUCUUUGCUUUUCGAGCGUCUCUAUGGCUCUAGCUCACCCAUAGCGUCCGCCCUGACUACCCGCCUGACGCGGUGGGAUGCAAUCUACUAUGUCCACGCAGCCAAGGAUGGCUACGUUUAUGAACAGGAAUGGGCCUUUGGAACGGGUGUGGCGUUGUCUAUUCGGUACCUCACACAAUUCAUUCAGAGUCUUGGAGUCGAAGCAUAUGGAAUCGAACCGCUAGCGGGCAUUGCCAUCUCCAACGUAUCACAUCUAGGCUCCGUCUUGGCCCUUUAUAAGCUCACAGAGGUGCUCACAAAGGACGUCAAGCUUUCGUUUAUUUCUUCGGCUCUUUCGAUUAUGUCUCAUGGUGGUCUAUUUUUAUCCUCUCCCUAUGGUGAAGGCCCUUGCAGUCUUCUCUGCUUCCUUGCCGUGUUGCUAUUUGCUCUGCGAAGCCAACCUGGGCGAUCAACACUCAGGCGCUGCGCGCUAGUCAUUGCUUCAGGUGCUCUACUUGGUCUUGCUACUACAAUUCGAAGCAAUGGACUAUCAUAUGGUCUGAUUUUUGCUGUGGAGGCUGUCCAAACCGGACUGGCGUUUCUCCAGCAGCCCACCGCGGCUGGUUUUCUUCACGUCGCUGCUACAGUCGUGGGUGGCUCGCUUGCUGGAAGUGGUAUUUUAAUUCCGCAGUUAGCAGCCUGGUCACUUUACUGCUAUCCCGAUGCCCUUCGUCCAUGGUGCAACAAUACGCUCCCAAGCAUAUACACCUUUGUACAGGAUUAUUACUGGGACGUUGGAUUUCUCAGGUAUUGGACCUUGAAUCAACUACCUUUGUUCAUCGUUGCCGCGCCCACAUUACUUCUUCUUAGUCGGUCCGGAUGGGAUCUGUUCUUGGCUGGAGCAAUUCCUACCCGUGGAGCGCCGAAUCAGAGCCAUAAAACACUCAUUAUGACGCUAGCUGCCAUCCAGAUGACUAUGGCUGUCCUUGCACUUACAACGUAUCAUGUACAGAUUAUUGCUCGUGUAGCAUCUGGAUAUCCAGUUUGGUAUUGGUGGAUUGCUGCUUCCUUGUGUGUUGACAAAACCCGUGCGAAAGGCCAAAUGUGCAUAAUGUUCAUGGUCAUGUAUGCUGGGAUUCAAGGGGCGUUGUAUUCGUCUUUCUUACCUCCAGCAUAG
[Torrubiella] hemipterigena is the source of this 1284-nucleotide messenger RNA. Lineage: Eukaryota; Fungi; Ascomycota; Sordariomycetes; Hypocreales; Clavicipitaceae. The record is from the annotation of a GenBank genome assembly.